AUGCCGACAAUAAUUUUAUUGCCGCUAAUAUUUUUAUCUAUCUAUCUAUCUAUCUAUCUAUCUAUCUAUCUAUCUAUCUAUCUAAAUGCCCCUUGCUUAUGCUCGUGGACCGAUAACGAAAUUCAUAGGCAAUUUUCUGGGGUUCUGAACCCGACAUUCUCUUUCCAGUGGAUCCAUUUAUGGGUGUUCGCUUCAUCGCACACGCGAAUUCCUGACAAAAUCAGUCUUUCUCUUUUCUCACAUUCCUUUAUUCUUGUUCUUUUCUCAUUUUCCCUUAUCCUUGUUUCUUUCUCGUAUUCCAUUAUUCUUGUUCCUUUUUCGUAUUCCCUUAUUCUUUUCCUUACUCAUAUUCCCUUAUAUUGUUUCUUUCUCAUAUUGCAUUAUUCUUUUCCUUUCUCAUAUUCUAUUAUUCUUGUUCCUUUCUCAUAUUCCAUUAUUCUUGUUUCUUUCUCAUAUUCCAUAAUUCUUGUUCCUAUCUCUUAUUACCUUAUUCUUGUUCCUUUUUCAUAUUCCCUUAUUCUUGUUCCUCUCUUAUUACCUUAUUCUUGUUCCUUUUUCAUAUUCCCUUAUUCUUGUUCCUUUCUUAUAUUCUAUUAUUCUUGUUCCUUUUUCGUAUUCCCUUAUUCUUGUUUCUUUUCUCAUAUCCCCUUAUUCUUGUUUCUUUCUCAUAUUGCCUUAUUUUUGUUCCUUUCUCAUAUUCCAUUAUUCUUGUUUCUUUUCUCAUAUUCCCUUAUUCUUGUUUCUUUCUCAUAUUCUAUUAUUCUUGUUCCUUUCUCAUAUUCCAUUAUUCUUGUUUCUUUCUCAUAUUCCCUUAUUCUUGUUCCUUUCUCAUAUUCCCUUAUUCUUGUUCCUUUCUCAUAUUCCCUUAUUCUUGUUCCUUUCUCGUAUUUCCUUAUCCUUGUUCCUUUCUCAUAUUCCAUUAUUCUUGUUCCUAUCUCUUAUUACUUUAUUCUUGUCCCUUCUCAUAUUCUAUUAUUCUUGUUCCUUUCUCAUAUUCCCUUAUUCUUGUUCUUUUUUCAUAUCCCCUUAUUCUUGUUCCUUUCUCAUUCUGUUACUUACCUGUUGGUGUAUCGGUAG
This is a messenger RNA of Acanthosepion pharaonis, 1077 nucleotides long. NCBI's taxonomy places the organism in Eukaryota, Metazoa, Mollusca, Cephalopoda, Sepiida, Sepiidae. The record is from the annotation of a GenBank genome assembly.